ACGCCUCGGGAUCCCCUCGGAAGAGCUGGAGGAAGUGGCUGCGGAGAGGGAAGUCUGGGCGUCCCUGCUAAAGCUACUGCCCCCGCGACCCGACCUCGGAUAAGCGGUAGAAAAUGGAUGGAUGGAUAAAAAAAUAUAUAUACACACAAAAAAUACACACACACAGUGCUUGCUUUCCCAUUUUGUCAUUUUACAAUAGUGAUAUGUUCGCACUGCAGACAUGUAUGUCAGGCAUGUGGCCCCGCCCGUUGAUUGGGUGACAGCUUGGUGCCUUGACACACCGGCCGGGUGUCCAUAUGCGCACACGCACAAUCGAACCGUGCAGGCUGACGAAGCUCCUUCACAAACAGAGUUUCAAGGAUGAUACACUUGAGAGCCCGAACGUGGUUGCUCUUUGGAAGUCUUAGCGUGUUAAUCGUCCAUCUCCUUAUAGAUUUUAUUGACCGAAAGAACAUUCACCACCAAGCAGGCAUGAGAGAGGAUCGCAGUAGUGUUACGGAGGCCGCCAACAAGACCAAACACUUCACCUGGCCAAGGGAAGUUUGUCACCAAAACAUGUCUGUAGCCAACAUGUCAGGCUUUGCCGCUCUCCCUGGUGGUAUUAAAGACUUUCUAUACUAUCGCCACUGCCGGCGAUUCCCUAUGCUGCUGGACCUUCCUCAUAAAUGCGGCGGAGCUGAUCAGUCGAGGGAUGUUUUCCUAUUAUUGGUCAUUAAAAGCUCGCCUGUGAACUACGAUCGCCGGGAGGUGCUGCGCAAGACCUGGGCUAAGGAACGAUUACACAACGGGGUUUGGAUCAAAAGAGUUUUCCUUUCGGGUACGACGAAUCAAGGCUUUGAGAAGAUGAGGCUGAACAAGCUCCUCCAAAUAGAGCAGCGCGAGUACAAAGACAUCCUCCAGUGGGAUUUUGCUGACUCCUUCUACAACCUCACCUUGAAGCAAGUGCUUUUCCUGGAAUGGAUGGAAAGAAACUGUCCAAAUGCUCGCUUCCUGUUAAAUGGUGACGAUGACGUUUUUGCCAACACAGACAAUAUGGUGGAAUUCCUCCAGAGCUUUCAAGACAACGAUGGAAGCAAACAUCUCUUCACUGGUCAUCUGAUCCAGAAUGUAGGGCCCAUUAGGUCACCUUGGAGCAAGUAUUACAUCCCGGUUCAGGUGCAGGAGUCGGACUCAUAUCCACCCUAUUGUGGGGGCGGCGGUUUCCUGCUGUCAGGCUACACAGCCUUAGUCAUAUACAAGAUGUCCCAUUCCAUUACCAUUCUUCCCAUCGAUGAUGUUUACAUGGGGAUGUGUCUUGCUAAAGCAGGGAUUGGCCCAAGCUCCCAUAUGGGGGUGAAGACAGCGGGACUGUACAUUCCUGCCAGCAAUCUAGACGGAUACGACCCUUGCUACUAUAGAGAUAUCCUGCUGGUCCACCGAUUCCUUCCGGCUCAGAUGUACCUCAUGUGGCACAGAAUACAUGAGCGUGCUCACAAAUGCGGUCCUUCUGGGGAGAAACUUGCAAUAAUUCAACAGUGACUUUUCUGGUAAAAAUCACUGUAUUCACGUGCAGAGAAGGGGUGGUCCUCCAUGUCUUCAUGUAGAUGGUUUGAGCAGAGCUUUGCACUCAGCUGGUGAGGAUGACUGUCAACAACAUGGCCAGGCAGUCAGUCAAACCCACUUCCCAGGAAAUGGAGGAGCAGCUGCCCUGUCACUAGAAGGAAUCAGGUCAACUUGUUCUUAUGAGAAAUGUUUCACGAGAAAAACGUGAGCACUUAUUUACAUUCCAUCUUUGUCCAACAACGUAAGCAUUAAUCAUUGCUCAAUGAAAAGCCUUAGGUUAAAAACACAAAAAAGAUCAAAUGUGUAUGUGAAAUAUCAAAUUGUUUAUUUUAAUGAAAAAAAUAAUUUGCAUUCUCAAAAUGUAUAUGUAUUUUUUAUUUUACUAAUUCGUUUUUAUUUAUAAUAAUGACUGGGGAAAAAAAUCAGUAAAUACAUUUUAAUCAAGCAAUUUUAUCUGGAAAAAUGGUAACAAAUAUUAUAGGGUUCUUGACGAUAUAAAUGCUUGGUGGCCAAGAUUAAAGAGCAGAGCAAUUAUGUGGCCCACUGGCCAUACUUUGCACACCUCUGCUUAAGGUUGUACAAGUCGAAAUUAAACUAAUAUAUAUAUAUAUAAAACAAAAUGCAGUCAUAUACUUGAAAUGUUAUAUUUUGCCACAAAUGUGCAUCAUUUAAAAGCAUUUAGCAUAUGGUGAAGGCGGAUUCUUUUUUUUUUUUUUUUUUUUUUUUUUUACAUAUAUAUACAAACGAAAUCUUAAUAUACUUUCUCAUUAUCGCUCUGAUAAACUUCUCGUGAAUCACCAGCUCAUCAGAUGGACCUUAUCAUUUAUUUAUUUCAUGACGCUUUAUGACACGUCUUUCUGGUACAAGUUUUAGUGCCCUUCUAUACUGCUGAUCGUUAUCGUCCACUCAUUAAGAACAAAUACAUUUGUCUUCAGCUUGCUUUACUUUUCAUCAGCACUUUAUCCGAUGUUGGUUGCUGAGGUUUGGAAUGGGUUUAGUUGGAAUCGUGUAAUAAAGCAUUCAACAACUCAUCUAUGUUUCCAUCCAAUUACACAAAAAUUUAAAGUGCAUGCAACAGCAAAGAAAACCCAAUCACUAUUUCCCAGUUCCACAUUAAUUAUUACUGUCACCAUGACACCAAAAGGUGCCUGAAAUUACAGCAGGAAAAUCAGUGAAAUAUUUUGAUUUAUCAUUAACACGAGAAAUAUUCAGCUAGGGUUAAUGUUAUACUUGGAUGUGGUGCAAAUAUGAGGAACUGCGGGAAUAUGUUUAAUCUUAUUGUAUGUCUAAUCUUGUCUGGACUAUGAAGGUUUUAUAAUGUUAGACCAAAUUAUUAUUCAUGGCACUGCAGAGUAGAGGAUUGUGCUUGGAUUCCUUCUUUUUUGCUGACAAUUAGGUUUUCUUUGUGUGUCAUUGUUAUAAACUGUUAUAAAUAAUGUCCAUGCGCUGAACAUGUAUCAUCCUACAUCUUGAGUUGUUUUGAUAUUUCAAUGUAUCAGAAUCAAAAUCAUCUUUAUUUUAUGUCAAAAAGUAUGUCAAGAAACACACAAGGAAUUUGUCUCCGGUAGUUGGAGUAUAUCUGUGUAUAUUUAUGCAUUGGUACUGAUGUUUGUUAUUUUAAGUUAAGUUUAAUGUAUGGUUUUGUAAAAUGUUAGUUUAUAUAUUGUCUCAGGGUUUCUAAGGUUGUAUGAUGAUCUUCUGUGAUUUAUGCUGAUGAGGUUCAGAACGUUCUUUACUGUGAUUCGCAUUGGAAACAGUGGGCUCUGUAUUGUAGUUGGGUGAAAUUAGUUUACAUUUUUUCCAUUUUCUAUUGCCUUUCAUUCGGACUUUGCAGGGAGAAGUCACUGUUGCACUGUUCAUCUGCCUUUGCUUUUGCUCCACAAAUAUUUGUAUGUAAAUGUGUUUAAGUCUGUUCAUUAAUAAAUAGAAAUAUCCAAA
Messenger RNA from Phyllopteryx taeniolatus (common seadragon), 3480 nucleotides. Its product is annotated as N-acetyllactosaminide beta-1,3-N-acetylglucosaminyltransferase 3-like. The transcript has 2 exons. Lineage: Eukaryota; Metazoa; Chordata; Actinopteri; Syngnathiformes; Syngnathidae. Gene Ontology annotation, cellular component: membrane. Gene Ontology annotation, molecular function: hexosyltransferase activity. The coding region runs from base 361 to 1518 and encodes 385 amino acids. The record is from RefSeq and is a predicted model, not a curated record.